CCACAGCGUGACGACUGUGGGGUGUACCACGCCAAGAAAAUCCGAUCAUGACGACGUUGUGGAGCUCGUCGUCCGAGGCAGCCUGGGUGGCGCUCUGGGCUCGCUACGACGAGGUGCUGCAGGCGCAGGUUUGUUUGAUAUUGCUCUAUGGAAAGGAUUUCAGUCGCCACCCACUGACAUUUCCACCUCCAGAACAAGAGCGACCUGGCGACGCUGGAUGCCUGGUAUCUGGCCACUUUUCCGCCAAUUGUACGGGCGCGUGGGCCUGAGCCGUACGUGACGCAACAGGAGCUGCAACACCUCAUGGAAUGGAAACUCAAGAAGGGAAAAUGGUGCGUCUGCAGCUGAUGGGUCCUCCGUUAUAUAGAAACCGCCUCUUGACUCGCUGCAAUGUGUAGGCGACCACAGCUCAUGAAAUUCGUGUCGGGGUUGAGCGAGAGCGACGUCAAACAGGCCUCAUUGAACGCGUUUAAGGAGCUCAAGAGCGGGGAUCUACGCGCUGCUACAGAUGCAGUAUGUGUCCUGAAAGGGGUGGGACCGGCCACGGCGUCGGCAGUGCUGGCAGCGUACGAUGAGAACGUGCCGUUCAUGGCGGACGAAGCGUUGGAGGCGAUCGCGGGCAUUAUUGGCCCGCGCAAGUACACGCUGCCGCACUUUCUGAGCUUCGCCGAGCAGUUACGCGCCAAGGCCAAGUGGCUGAACGAACAGCGAGCUGCAAACGACGACGAGAAAGCCGGAAACGCCGAAUCGUGGACAGCACAGCGUGUGCAGUUGUGUCUUUAUGCCGAGGCGCACGACGGAGCUGCAACUGGUUCCGUCCACAGCAAGAUGAAGGCAACCUCUCCUGCUACGAAGCGGAAGCGUGAUAAGUCCGUGACGCCACCAUCUGCCAAGAAGAAAAACGAAAAACCACAGGAAGAGCCCGCGAAAGACCAAGAUCAGUCACUACGCAGGUCACAGAGGAAGCGACAGCGUCCAUCGGCCUAAUCGUGAGCACAGCCAUAGCCAUAAAUUAGUGAGAUAAUGUAGUAGUGCAGAUAUGGCAACUUCAACAUGGUAUCUUUCAUUCAUUUGGCCUUCC
Messenger RNA from Phytophthora nicotianae INRA-310, 1081 nucleotides. RefSeq lists its product as hypothetical. The record is from RefSeq and is a predicted model, not a curated record. Bases 391 to 987 code for a protein of 198 amino acids. NCBI's taxonomy places the organism in Eukaryota, Oomycota, Peronosporomycetes, Peronosporales, Peronosporaceae. The transcript has 3 exons.